UUCAGUUGUAAGGAGUGAACAAUACAUUCCCAAAAAUGGAAGCUCAAGCAUCUGUUGACAUGUUUGCUAAAGUCCUGGAGAAUCAGUUGCUUCAGACAACCAAUAUUGUGGAACAGAAGCUGGAUGCUGAGAUACAAAAACUGGAUCAGAUGGAUGAAGAUGACUUGGAGAGCCUCAAAGAAAAGAGACUUGAAGCACUAAAGAAAGCACAACAGCAGAAACAAGAAUGGCUUUCAAAAGGACAUGGUGAAUACAGAGAAAUACCUAGUGAAAGAGACUUUUUUCAGGAAGUCAAGGAAAGUAAAAAAGUGGUUUGCCAUUUCUACAGAGAUUCCAUAUUCAGAUGUAAAAUACUAGAUAAACAUUUGGCAAUAUUGUCCAAGAAACAUUUGGAGACCAAAUUCUUGAAGCUCAAUGUGGAGAAAGCACCUUUCCUGUGUGAAAAACUGCGUAUCAAAGUUAUUCCCACCCUAGCUCUAGUGAAAGAUGGAAAAACGCAAGAUUAUAUAGUAGGUUUUACCGAUCUAGGAAAUACAGAUGACUUCACCACAGAAACUUUAGAAUGGAGACUUGGUUGUUCUGAUAUUCUUAAUUACAGUGGAAAUUUGAUGGAGCCCCCAUUUCAAACCCAAAAGAAAUUUGGAAGCAACUUCACAAAACUGGAAAAGAAAACCAUCCGAGGAAAAAUAUAUGAUUCUGACUCUGAUGAUGACUAGAGUUCUGCUAGAAAUCUUUGUAAAUCGUCUUUUGUUUCUGCAUACAUCAA
Messenger RNA from Dromiciops gliroides (monito del monte), 766 nucleotides. RefSeq names its product thioredoxin domain-containing protein 9-like. The record is from RefSeq and is a predicted model, not a curated record. NCBI's taxonomy places the organism in Eukaryota, Metazoa, Chordata, Mammalia, Microbiotheria, Microbiotheriidae. Gene Ontology annotation, cellular component: cytoplasm. Gene Ontology annotation, biological process: microtubule cytoskeleton organization. The coding region runs from base 36 to 716 and encodes 226 amino acids. The transcript has a single exon.